Messenger RNA from Acanthoscelides obtectus, 1086 nucleotides. The record is from the annotation of a GenBank genome assembly. NCBI's taxonomy places the organism in Eukaryota, Metazoa, Arthropoda, Insecta, Coleoptera, Chrysomelidae.
AUGUCAAAUAUUGAACACUUAUCAAGAGAAAACAGAAAAUUAGUUUCUCGUUGGAUACCCCACCUGUUGACUGAAGAGCAGAAAGCAGCCAGGGUUGAUUGGUGUCAAAAAACGCUUGACCGUUUUAAUUCCGAAAACACAAAAAAUGUGUACAGCAUUGUUAGUGGUGAUGAAUCGUGGAUCUACUGUUAUGAAACAGAAAAUAAACGACAGUCGGCUGUUUGGGUGUUCCAAGGUGAAGAAAAGCCAACAAAAGUCAUCCAUUCUCGAAGUUCACCACCGAGCUUCGAAAGAAGAAUCAUCCUCCACCAAGACAAUGCAAGCUCGCACACAGCCCAAAAAACAAGGCAAAUGCAAGAAGAAAACGUGGAAUUAUUGGACCAUCCUCCAUAUAGUCCCGAUCUAAGUCCUAACGAGUUCUUUACUUUCCCGAAAAUAAAAAACAGAUUGCUUGGUCAAAGGUUCCAGUCACCAGAAGAAGCAGUUGACGCAUUCAAAAAUGCCGUUUUAGAUCUGCCAGCAAACGAGUGGAAUAAGUGCUUCGAAAAUUGGUUCGAGCGCAUGCAGAUGUGUAUUAAUCUUCUAUCUGCUGGGAAAAAGCUAGGCUAUUUGUUUAGGCCUAAGAAAUACUUUUCUUCGCAUGACCUUCUCACUCUAUGCAAAGCCCAGAUAAGGAAUAGCCUCGAGUAUUGCUCACACGUUUGGGGUGCUGCUGCCUCGACUACAUUGUCCAUCCUCGAUGCUGUCCAGAGGAGGGCGGUCCGACUGAUCGAUGACUCUUCUCUAACAGACAGUCUCGGGACACUUUCGCACCGGCGGGCUGUCGGCGAUCUAGAUCUUUUCUACCGUUACACCAACGGGCUUUGCUCCUCACAGCUCUCUCGCAUGAUGCCGCCGCGCAAUAUGCCUGCUAGGCAGACCCGCCUGACUUUGGCGUCCCAUCCUAACCGUGUCGAACUUCGUAAAUCAACAACUGGCCGAUACGACCGCUCCUUUGUCCCGAGGGUGUUGAGAGUGUGGAACAAUCUACAAGAGGAAGCUUUUCCCAGUUCUACUAACCUUAGGCAGUUCGAAAAUCGAUAUUGA